Bradysia coprophila is the source of this 745-nucleotide messenger RNA. RefSeq lists its product as uncharacterized. The record is from RefSeq and is a predicted model, not a curated record. Lineage: Eukaryota; Metazoa; Arthropoda; Insecta; Diptera; Sciaridae.
GCCUGGAGGGUUAAGUGAACGCCAAAGUCUUUUAUAAUUGUCGCAAAUUCCACAGAACGCGCCAGAUCAAUAUUUACAAAAUUAGUAACUUAAAAUGGAUAGUAGAGCUAAAGACUUCAACAAAUAUUUGGCAAACGUUAAAAUUUUGGAUAAAUUAACUGGAUGUUUCGCUAGAUUAUUUAUGUUCACUGAUUUUGAUCGACCCGAUCACGGAAUAUGGUUCUUGCAAAACUGCAUGGAUUCCGAUAUGGAUCAGGAUUUUAUUGUUAAUUAUGACAAACUUUUGAAUGAAUUGGCUGCAAACAAUAAGAUCAUAAUGAAUGAUGAAAAAGCGAAGGCAAAGGCGAAACUGGAAGAGGAUAGAAAAGCGGCUAAGGCGAAGAAAGAUGAAGAGUUGGCAAAGGCGAAGGCGAAGAAAGAAGAAGAGAAUAAGAAGCAAAAAUCAGUUGUAACCACUCCAACACAAGGUCAAAACCCAACACAAGGUCAAAACCCAACACAAGGUCAGAACCCAACACAAGGUCAAAACCCAGCACAAGGUCAAAACCCAACACAGGUCAUAUGAAGCCAUUAUAAAGUCACAAUAUAUCACAAACAUGACCAGGGGGCCAAUCUAGAAACAAAAUUGCGGACAAAAAUAUAAAACUUGUCGAAAAAAAAAUUUAAUUGAAAAUUAUACAUUGGAUUCGAUAGAUGGAUUAUUGGAAAUGUUUUUGACGUCUUGCAAGUAGAAAAGCAUGUAAAA